Messenger RNA from Ochlerotatus camptorhynchus, 6081 nucleotides. RefSeq lists its product as uncharacterized. Lineage: Eukaryota; Metazoa; Arthropoda; Insecta; Diptera; Culicidae. The transcript has 4 exons. Gene Ontology annotation, biological process: calcium ion import across plasma membrane. Bases 129 to 1649 code for a protein of 506 amino acids. The record is from RefSeq and is a predicted model, not a curated record. Gene Ontology annotation, molecular function: stretch-activated, monoatomic cation-selective, calcium channel activity. Gene Ontology annotation, cellular component: plasma membrane.
GUACACUGCCUGUGGCCUGGAUAAACGAAGGUCCUGGUCCACCGCGGUGUCCACCGCCAUGCUCGGCUAAGUCUAAUAAUAAAAAUAGUAAUACUAAGGCAAACAAUACUGAUAAUACUAAAUAUAACAUGGAGAACCGGUUAAAUGAUAAACAACAGUGCCUUGACUAUUUGGGCGAUAAUGAAGAGUUAAGUCCAGCACAAAUUUGUAAAAAAUCGUCACAAAGUAUUGAGACCAAGUUGAAAACGUUACGUUUAAGACAUUGUUGUGAACGUACUGUUGGCAGCGCGCUGCACAACGAGGCGUACGCCAGAGUUUUGCGCGGUGGUUCAGAAUGUGUUAGGAUGCUGAGUGACCUGCUGGAGACAGACGCGCUGGCCGCCAGGCUCACCUGCGAGUUCACCGAGGUGCUGGUGCGGUACGACUGCGGACAGAAGUACUCGAUUAUCCACCGUUGCGAUGACUGCAAGGAGGCAUAUCGAAGGUGGGGUUGUACCAUUUUACUGCCAUACUUUGCGACGACGGAGGAGGUAGCGGACAUGAGUAGCAUGAGCAGCAGCAGCAGCAGCAGUAGAGACAGCAGCAGUGGAAGUGGAAGUUCCUCCCGAGGAAGCAGUUCCAGCACCAGCAACAAAAGUGUUAACAAUAAAACCGGAAACGACGGUGAUCGAAGGGCGACCCAGGGUAAAUCGAACGCCAACUACCGUGGGGACGUACCAACCAAGCAGACUGAACCGAAUUUGAACGAUGCGAGUAAGCAACAACUAGCAGCAAAAAAUAUAUCAAUCACUCCGAAAAGUUCACGCCGAAAAACGCAACGAGUACGAAUACGACCGUGUCUAGAUGUAUGUCAAACCGUAGAGCAAAAAUGUCCGUACAUGCUGCCGGGUGACCGGGCACCUGCGUUACCCACGCAGUACGCCGGUGAGCCGACGUUUCUUUGUCGAGAUCUGAACAUCGAAGAAACGUACGAACAAUUGCUAAAGUCCAACAGUGGUCCGGCUGAGUGCUGCUACGACUACUGUGGGUCAAAUCCUCAAGCUGGUGUCUGCUCGAGGUGUGACCCACUGCUGUACGAGGACGACGACCCCGAGGAGGUUCAGGCGGAGACAAACAUGCGAAAGGAAAGUCCCAAUACCGGGAAAAGUGGAUUCGCAAAUAGCACGCAUGCCAGCAACAGCAGUAGCAUCAGUAAUACCAUCAGCACUCCCAGCAGCAGUAGCAGUAGACGGAACCUCCUCGCUGAGCUACGGUUUAGUAGCGAGCUGCCGCCCCGAUUAGCCACGUGUCCGAGCAUAACAAGCGCAACAACCCCGUCAUCACCAUCGGAACAUUGCAAAUCAUCGCAGCAGCUUUUACUUCAACGCCAACAAUCCAGAACGAUCACCACCAAAAACACCCUCAGUACUGAUACCCUUCCAUCGAGGUCGUCGUCAUCGGCAUUGACGGCGACCGCAGUGACGACGACCGCGGCGACGGCGGCAUCAUCAUCAGCCCCAUCGCUAGCAUCAUCGUCAUCAAUUAUUAAACUAACUAGUAUAAAGUCGAUUUAUAACGUUUACUUUAAUAACUCGUGGUCGAUGAGGUUGCGGUGUCUAGACGAAUUUGUCGCAUGGACGAAAAUCCUGCUCCAACUAGUCGGGUUAUAGUUAAGGAGAAACAUUGGGCGCUAACCGGUUAGGUCGAAUGAAAACAAUACACACACACACUCAUACAUAACACACUCGGAUACACACACACAAAUGCAUACACAAAAGACGCCAGACGUGCUUAUGCGUCAACCGAAGUUCGCCCAACAAAGGAAACUACUCGACAAACAAAGCAAAACAAACAAAAAUCAAGUCAGUGUAAAACGAAAACAACAGAAAACCCCGAAUUGUAACAUCAAACAAACAAAUAAACGCAAACAAAUGGAAUGUAUCAAGAACAAACCAGUGAUUGAGCAAGAAGAAGAAGACGGCCGAACGUCCGAUUCGCAGUGCGAAUCCGACCGAAACAGCUCCGUGAGGUAUUUCAAUUUGCGGAAAAUAGCAACAACAGCAACAACAAACAACAGCCGAUGAUUAACAGAUUGAAGCACAAAAAUUUAAUACUGAGCUCCUCCUCUCCUCGGCCGGGCUUCGCGGGUGCCACCCGUCGAUCGUUCCUCCACCGGUCAGGCCCCAGGGCCAGUAGUGGAUCAACCCGGACCAGUGAUCUGGCAUCUGCCGCUACGCUUACGGGAUGGAAAAUAAACAAAUAUGGGGAGAAAAUCUCGGUGCAAAAUACGGUUGACGUGUGCGUGCUAUCGCGAGUGCGAGUGAUGUGUUUUCAUUACUUUCUUCUUCUUCUUUUUUUUUCGAAGGGAAUUGGCUGUGUUUGGGAAAGUGGGUUGCCGAUGGAGGGCGAUCGAUCGCGGUGCCGAUACAAGUGGAAAGGAGGGGGGAGCGAGCGAAUAAUAAAUGGGAAAUGGACAAUUUUAGGUGAAAUAAUAAAGAAAUUAUUAAUUGUUAAGUAAAGUGAGAAAACUAAUAGACGUAAACGAAAGCUAACAGUAGAAGAAGAUAAGGCAAGAAAAGGUUCAACAGAUAAACAAACAUUAAACAGUUUUUACAAGAUGCAAAGAAAAACCAACACGUGUAAGCAAGCAAGUAUUUUUCGAGUUCGAUUUUUUCCGUUGUUAAGUUUCAAGCUAUUUUCGAGCGUUUUAGUGGAGCAAACAGCCAGACCGAAACCAAAAGUAGACGAUGAAUCCGGAGGGCUGGUUCGGGUUUGGACAUUUUCUUGGUAAUUCUAUCGCUGCCGUUCGGAGAACACGAUGAUGAAGGAUUAGGAUUUGGCCAGCAGAGAGAUAGGAAAAGAUACAUAGAUUCACAGGAACAAAAGCGAGACGGUGUUGAUUGUGGGUUCAGAAGAUGGUGGAGCAGACACACGGUUCUUGAGUACGCCUAAGUCGCUACUAUUAUAAUUAGUCCGUCAAUUUUCACAACAAUCGUUGUUAGCUGAUCAUACCAGGAACAUGUGUGUGUGCACUUUAUGGGGAAAGAGCUCUUAACAAGGCAACAUAAAUCGAUAGCUGAGAGAGAGAGAGAGGAACGGAUCCUCUCGCGAAGGACUUGGGAAGCCUAGUGAACAAAUCAAGCAAAAACCACCAACAAACUCUACUUAUUUAAUCGUCAAAGGUAAAUGCACUAGUGGGAAUUAUUAGCGAAAAUAAACAAAAAAUAAUGAAUACAGUUUCUUAACUUUUAUACUCGUUGUUGAAGAGCAAGGCAAAAUCAAGACGAUAGGAUUGUUUUUGUUUUUCGCAGCAGACACAAACACUUACACGUUCCCGUACACGAAUGCCCCCCUCACGCGUACACGUAUCCGUUCAUCCGGUGCUUACGUGAGCGAGUACCAAAGGCUUUGGGGUGAAACCGAACAAGAAGAAACUAUUGCAAACAACUCUAAUACAAACACACACACACACACACCCCUAGAACCCUAUCGUAAAAUUGUAAAACUUAGAUCAACCAAAGUGAAAUUAGAGUAAUCGGUCAUCAUGUUUGAAGAAAACUGUAUCGUAAAUUGUCGCGUUUGAGUCCUGAGCAUGGACCGGCUCCACUGGUAAUCAAGCCGGGUGCGGGAGGUCUACUAACGGUAGGGAUGGGACCUUCGAUUGGUUCCUCACUAUCCGCUGAAAACAAACAAACACAAACACGAACGCUAUUGCCAAUGGUCGAAACCAGUGUACAAAACAACAACAUUCGGUUCGACGACCUUCAAACACAGACAACCCGACAUAACAGAACAACAACAACAGCAAAACCCGGCAACGGCUGCGAACCUUGGCCGAAGCACAAAUGAAAACCAGAAUAAACCUAAAAGAAUAAUAAUAAAACAAAAUUGUUAACGUUCGAAAAGCCAUAUUUUUAGCAUUUAAAUAGUAAUUAAAAACAAAUGAAAUUAUAAUCAAUAUUUGUUACAUAAAUGUGAGAUUUAAAUGCGGAGGCAGAAGAGGAGAAGGGAAAACACAAAUACAGACACAAAGGUUUAUUGAACUAAAGGAAAGCAAGGAAGAGCAAGAGGCAAAAACAAACAAUAAAAGAAAUCGUUUAACUUUAAUCUACGAUCGAAACGAGUAGAUAAAAAACUUAACAAAAAAAAAAACACACACACAGUGAAAAAUAAUCCUAGAGACGUCAUCAAGUUGUAAUGUUAAUCGUGUAGGUCAAAAAUGGUAAACAAAUAAAAACACAAGUGAAGCAGAGAGAACCCACCCAAAGUUUUUUCGAAAAACCCUUAGUUCACACUGGUAGUGCCGGAAGCGUGGUGAUGUUGAGUUUUAAUUUUUAUCUAUUUAUCAGAUAUAUUUUCGAAAAUUUAUUUUUAUAGAGAUUGCAAAAAAAGAAACACAACAGUGGUAUAAUUAGUAGAACGAAGUCUUGACAUCAGAGAAAAAUUAAAAAUAUCCAUCUGAAAACCGAAACGAAUCGGCACAAGGAGAAAGAGGGGUAUAAACAAAAGGAAAAAAAAAUGUUAAUAUAAGAACUACUAGUGAAACAAAAAAAAAACACACACACACAGGAGGAUUAAGUCCACACUAAAACAAAACAAGAAAACGUAGAGUGUAUAGAUUGAAUUUGUACUAAUUUUUAGGAGUAAACAAUAAAAAAAAACAACAGCACAGACAUACACACAGAAACACAAAACAACCGACACUAUCUAUCUCUUUCUCUUAUCACACACAGACACACGUACAGCAAAUCGAUGCCAGAAGCAAGUAGCGAACACGAGAGCAUGUUCGAAGUCGAUUCGCCAUAUUUGUACAGUAGAAGAUAUUAAAAAGAAACUGUCAACUGUUUCGAGCUCGCCCGCUGUUUCAGUUUUUGCCCCCGAAACAAAUACACACGAAACAGACAACAACUACUACUUAGAACUAAAUAAUAAAUUGGAGGAAAGCCAUGGAAAUCGUUCUUCCACAGCGCGAAAGUUAUAACUCAUUAAGCAAAACAAAACAAAAUAAUUGAUUGCAAUUAUUCCACUAGAGACGAUAAACAAACAAAAACAAAGAACAAAGAAGGAAUGGUGCAACACACUUACGCAAGAGACGAAAAACGCAAAAAAAGGAAAUCAAAUCUAUUAAUUAUAAAGAAGCAAAAAAAAAACAAGUAUAUCUCUAUCUAAGAACACACUCUAUAACUAAUCACUAAGAAGACGAGAUAAAAAAAACACACACACACACACAAACACAUAAACACUUGAUACGCUGUGAAAAGAAGAAAUGGAAACGGAAAAAAAGACGCAUGUAGCUUCGCAGAAAACUCACACUCAAACACUCGAACACAAACACACUCACACACACAAAUCAGAUGUUAAAUAGCUUUUGAACCAUAGACCGAAGCAAAACUCGAGAAACCAGACAGCACAAAUCUUUUACCGCUUUCGUGUAAAACCGUCACAUUACUAACUGUAUACUGUUCACUUACUUCUACUGCAAUUUUCCGUUCUUUCCCAUUUGUUGGUUACUUUCCUAUUCUGAGAAGACAAAGCAAACGACAACACAGAAACAAAAUCGCAAUUCACAUUCGGUUAGUUCUUUUCUACCGUACUCUAAACAACAGUUAGGUGCAGUUAGUGCAGGAAACAAACAAAAAAAAAACAAUUAAAAUGGAGAAGAACAAGCGAACAAUUGUUAAACCCGUAAGCGUAAAUGAACUUGGAUAGGGGACUGACUGGACGAUGACGACUACGAAUAAAUGUACACACCAAAUCAACACACGAACAGGACCGUUGUUCGAUCGGGCAUUGUCGGAAUGCAGAAGGCAAGUUUUACAGGGCAAUUUUCGGAACGUAACUAGUGGGACAAAGGACAAAGGACGCUGUGUUCACGGGAAGGUUGGAUGAUUUUAAGGUGAUGCAAUGCAGGAUGGCUGGCUGCCACUUCAAAUUUUCUAUGGAGUAAGCAUCGGACGAUAAUGCGAAUUCAAGCAAGAAAGUUGCUUCUCCAUAUUUACUUCAUCGCAGCAAACAUAGGGAAGCAGUUUUCCUAUUGUAUGUUUUCUUUAGCUGAUAUUUAUACUUCAGAAGAUACGGAGUGGUAUGCAGACCGUGUCACCU